Molecule: messenger RNA, 945 nt
Organism: Acanthosepion pharaonis
Lineage: Eukaryota; Metazoa; Mollusca; Cephalopoda; Sepiida; Sepiidae
Source: the annotation of a GenBank genome assembly
AUGCCAGUUUAUUUAAUCUAUCUAUCUAUCUAUCUAAAUUAUUAUCUAUUUAUUCAAUAUUUUAUCUAUCUAUCUAUCUAUGAAUCUAUCUAUCUAUCUAUCUAUCUAUCUAUCUAUGAUCAUCUGUUUAAAAUCAUAUCUAUUGCACAGUUUAAUUUUAUUUUAUAUCUAUCUAUCUAUCUAUCAAAAUUAUAUCUUAUCUAUCUAUUAUAUCUAUCUAAAUAUAAGUUUAUUCGCUAUCACCAUUCUAUCUAUCUAAAACCAUUUAUUUUUAUCUAUCUAUCUAUCUAUCUAUCUAUCUAUCUAUCUAUCUCAAAUAUUCUUAUCUAUCUAUCUAUCUAUCAUUCUAUCUAUCUAUCUAUCUAUCUAUCUAUCUAUCUGCUUUUUUUAUCUAUCUAUCUAUCUAUCUAUCUAUCUAUCUAUCUAUCUAUGUUUAUAACUAUUUAUCUAUUUACAUCAGUUUAUUUUAUCUAUCUAUCUAUCUAUCUAUUCUAUUAUUUAUCUAUCUAUCUAUCUAUCUAUGAAGUUAUUCUUAUCUAUCUAUCUAUCUAUCUAUCUAUCUAUCUAUCUAUCAUAUCUAGAAAUCUAUCUAUCUUUUAUCUAUAUCUAUCUAUCUAUCUAUCUAUCUAUUUAAGGUCAGUUUAUUUUAUCUAUCUAUCUAUCUCAAAUGUUUCUUAUCUAUCUAUCUAUCCCAUGUUUAUUUUUAUCUAUCUAUCUAUCUAUCUCAUCUAUCUAUUCUUACCUAUCUAUCUAAAUAUAGUUAUCUAUCUAUCUAUCUAUCUAUCUAUCUAUCUAUCUAUAACUAUCUAUUUAUUGACAUCAGUUUAUUUUUAUCAAAUCUAUCUAUUUUUUAUUAUAUAUUUUAGGGACAGUUUAUUUUAUCUAUCUAUCUAUCUAUCUAUCUAUAAUAUUUCUUUUAUUAUAUAUCUAUCUAGAUAUCAAUGA